AUGACCCAGCCCAAGCAGAUCUCACCAGUCUUCUUUGGGCCGGGGGUGGCUGACUGUUGCCACUGCGGUUCUGGGUUGAGGCGCAUCCUGCCCAACUCCAAUAUGUCAUCCAGCUGGUCACCCCCACCACGGGACCCAAUUCCUAGCACUCACUGCAGAUUAAUGCAGCUCACUGCAUUGGACAGCAAAUCCAAAGAAGGAGAAUCCGAGACUCUCCGCCUGUGUCAGCUUCAGGUGGUCCAGCAUCUGAGCAAGCCUGGUGAGGAGUGGCUCAUAGACCACCUCUGCCCCAGUAGCAAGCUUGUCCUCCUGGCUGAAAAGAUGGGAGAUCUGCUGGAGAAGCUGAGGGUGACCCCUCAGGGCUGGUGUGUUACUGAGCAUAAGGAAACGGGCGGCCGCGAGGGGGCGCGCGGGCACAGCCGCAGCGGCCUGGGUGGGGGAGGGCGGAGCUGUGGGCCCCGAGGGAAGUGGGAAGCUGCGCAGCUGAGCUGCGGUUUCCGCGGGUGCUGCCGCCCGCGAGGCCCCUGCGCGGCUCCUCCGUCAGGUUCGGAGCUGAAGCACUUCCCUGGGAUCAUCCACAUUCCUGGCUUUUCCAAACUACUGGGGUCUCCACUGCACCUUCGGCUUCACACUUACGUCUUCACAAAUUGUCCUCUCAGAAGCACACUGCUUGGCCAGCCAGGCCCUUUGCAAUCGAGGUGGAAGCCGUCUUACCCUCAGAAUUUGUGCGUUUUCCUUGCACCUAAAAUCAGCACCUUGUGGAUGCCACCAAGGUUUGCUGCUAGCUGGAGCAGGAGCCAGGCUUUUCUCCUUGGCUGUAGGGGUCAGUUGCCUGGAUUGCAGGGCCCUGAUUGUGAGAAAAAGCUUCUCUAUGUUGCCGCCAUUUUGGAACCUCAUGUGGCCACUGUCACCAUUCUGGAACAUGGUGCUCUGCAGCUUUCUCCUCUGAGCAAAUUCUUUUACCUUUACUAUGAGGCUGCACAAGGUGGGGACCGGCUUCCUGGGAUGCCCCGGGGCCAUCUUUCUUAUCUCUUUGUUUCCCAUCAACAAUCAAAGUCUCAACUCUGUCUUUACAAUCCACAGCCUUCCUGGAAUUUUCCUUCUGGCCAAACUAACAGCAUUGUAAAUUUUCCUGCUGGACUCUUUGCUCCUGAUUCGAAACAUAUAGCUGGCUGAAAGCCCCCAACAAUAGCCAUGCCACAGCCUCAAGUUUGAUUGCUUUUUAAUUUCUUUUUCAAGAUUAAUCAGUCCAUUGCCCUUUGUCUCAGUCUCAGGCAAAGUCUCUGGGCAGGAACAAAAUGUAGACAAACUUUCUGCCAAGCCAUAACACACAUCACGUGGAGUCCAACAACCGAUGCAGUCCUUCCCAGCAGAAACCUCCCAAGCCUGCUCUUUACCAUGAGGCUUUCUAUCAGCUUUCUGGUCUCCUGAGCUCUGACCAGAAUCUCCUCUACAGAAUAGCCUAAGCUGCUCCAGCUCUAUGCAUCCAGGCGACAUGUCCAAACAUUUCCAAAUUCUGUCCAAAAGCCAUUUCCAAAGCCUCUCGAAAAACAUGGCCAGGUAUAGUCAGAGCAAACGACCCCACUCCUUGGUACCAAAUUCUGUCUUAGUUACCUUAUGCUCAUCGCUGAGACAAAAUACCUGAUGCCUAAGUUGGGAAAGGAAAGGUUUAUUUCUUACAGUGUUUGGAGGCUCCCAGGAAGGUGGGCAUGCCUGGGCCACCUUUCCUGGUGGCUGCAAACAGCAAACAGGAACCAGCAAAGAGCAAGACACACCUUCUUCCUGCCAUUACAUCACAUCCUGGCUCCACCCCUAUGUGGGUGUAGCACUGACACCAUCAAUCCAAGCACUAGACAAUGAACGAAUAACAAAUGCACAAUUCAAACUUAUGAGGCCUGGGGGACACAGACAUAAACCAUGACAGUAAGCUACACUGACUUUGGAGCAUUGGUAAGGAUUUCUCUCUGUUUGAACAGCCUUUCAGAGUGGGGUACUGAGAGGAGUGCAUCUUACCUUCACAUGUCAGAGGUUUUUCCUGGUUUUCUGGAACUUUUCUCCUGCAAACCUUUAACUCUGAACAGAGGAGCAGAAUUCAUGUGACAUAUGUCCUUGUAGUCAGCUGGUGUAUUUACCAAGUAGCAAUGGUUCUCUCUAGACUGCUGGACAUUUUCUGCAAUUUGCAUGUUGUAGUAAUCUUCUCAAUGGCUAUUUUUGCCUGUUCCUUUUGAAGAAUCAUCCUGACACCUCAAUGUUUCCUGACCAGUUCUCUUGGCAUGGCCUUGGUUUUCCUGCUCACACACCUAGACCAGUAAAAAAUAAUCUUGUAACCAGAUUGAAACAGAAAAGCUAACUUAUAUGGAGCCCUUACCAUUGUGAGGUCAGUGUAUAAAUUAAAGCAAUUAAUCAUUGUCAUAGCUUGAUAUGUAAUACUAUAAUUAUUUGAACUCAUACAUUUAAGGACAUUGGCCAUAGACAGUCUACUUUCUUUUCCUGUGUAAAUAUAUAUAUAUUUCCAAAUUCUGUCCAAAAGCCAUUUCCAAAGCCUCUCGAAAGGACUAGUCCUUGGAUUGUAUUAGAAACAUUUAAGACCUAGAAAAUUUUUCUGUCAUCUUUAACCAUAUUGUUAUUUAACCAUAAUGGAAUAAAAAUUUGAAGUUUUUCCUAGCCUUUUUUUUUCUUACUGCUUAGUUUCGUAAAAUGCAAAUUAUGCUAAAACUUUGACUUAGUUUCUUCCAAUGACCAACACCCUCUAUCCCUACUUACUCAACUCUGUCAAAGUGUUUUGCAUUUUCUUCUCAUUACUGAAGUGCUGGUUAUAUGCAAAUGUCUGUUUAUUGUACUUUCUGCUCUGAGCUCUUACCUCUGGAAAUAACAGCAUGUUUAUUAGGAAACUUGCCAUUGUGUCUGUACUUGAUGUUUUGACAGUUUUGUAUCUUCUCCCCAAAUCUGCAAUUUGUGUCCUUAGUCAUUAACACAGUAACCUAUCAGAAAUGUGAGAAACUUCCCAAUUUCUCCAUAUUUGUAGUACUUAUCAUUUCAUUUUUUGACUCCAGAUGUUUUACUUUUUUCCAUUUCUUUCUUAUUUUGAUUUACAUUUUCCUAAUAACUAAUGGUCAGUCAGAUUUUCAAGUGCUUGCUGUUCUGUGCCCAUUAAUGAUUUUUCUUUGGAAAAAACUCUUUUCUGGUGGUUAUUGAGUUUUACCCAUUCUUUAAAUGCUUUGAAUACUAGACCCUUAUGAGAUUUCCAAUUUAUAUAUAUUUUCUGUCUUCUACAGGUUGAGUUUGUAGUUUCUUGAUAGUAACCUUUGAGCCUUCAAAUGUUUAAAUGUGAUGAAGUCCAAUGUAUGUAUUUUUUCUUUGUUCCUUAGGGCUUUACUGUCUUACUUAAGGAUGCAUGAUGAAUCCAGAGUCAGAGCAUUGAUUUGUAAGUUUUAAGACUUAUAGAUUUACCUCUUACAUUUGGAUAUUUGAUUCUUUUGAAUCUUUGUUGUGAGAUGUGAGCUUUUGUGGAACUUGAUUAAUUUGCAUGUGAAUGUCCAAACUUUUCAGCAGUAAUUGUUGAGAAAUUUUCCUUUCCAGUUUAUAUUAGAUGCUUAUUUUAAAUCAUACAACCAUGGAUGGAGGGGCUUAUCUGUGCAGUGACAAUUCUAUUAUAUUACUACAUGUUUCAUUUUGCCAGUACUACAGUGUUUUUGUUAUUGUAUUUUGUAGUAUGUUUUGAAAUUAAAAAGAAUAAAUUGC
Messenger RNA from Cavia porcellus (domestic guinea pig), 3741 nucleotides. RefSeq lists its product as uncharacterized. The record is from RefSeq and is a predicted model, not a curated record. The transcript has 4 exons. Bases 1 to 1176 code for a protein of 391 amino acids. NCBI's taxonomy places the organism in Eukaryota, Metazoa, Chordata, Mammalia, Rodentia, Caviidae.